Molecule: messenger RNA, 1377 nt
Organism: Gigantopelta aegis
Lineage: Eukaryota; Metazoa; Mollusca; Gastropoda; Neomphalida; Peltospiridae
Product: hepatocyte growth factor-like
Exons: 4
Coding region: 1-1065 (354 amino acids)
Biological process (GO): proteolysis
Cellular component (GO): extrinsic component of plasma membrane
Molecular function (GO): signaling receptor binding; endopeptidase activity
Source: RefSeq, a predicted model, not a curated record
AUGAACUUCACGGUGUCAGGACAGAGCUGUGUUAGAUGGGCGGAUGUAACAGGUCUCGCAUACCAGGUGAGCGGGUUCCCAGAGUAUGACCUUGAAGACUCGGGAAACAGUUGUCGAAAUCCGCAGAAUUUUAGGGCAAGACCCUGGUGCUACACGUCGCACACUAAAUCCUGGGACUUCUGUCCACUUGCUUAUUGUAAAGACAUAUGUACGCACGGAAAAUCUGGAGACCAGUACAUAGGCAGAAUUGGUAAAACCAAAUCAGGGCAAGAGUGUCAAGUCUGGAGUGAGGACAAUCCCCACAAGCAUGCGUUCAAGCUUCGUGCGUCGUUUGCUGAUAAGAAUACCAAGCAUCCGUACUGUCGUAAUCCUCUAGCGUCCCAGACCACACCCUGGUGCUUCACAACCAACACUUCACUGAGAUACGAGGCGUGCAACGUGCCAACUUGUCCUACCGAGUUUGAUGUAUUCUCGGCCCAGGCUUUUAACACCAGCAGUUUGAAGCCUUUUGAAAACCAAGAGCAGUGUUUUUACUGGCAGAACUAUAGGACAUUGAAGUCAAUGGACAAAGAAGACCCGACUGAUGUAUGCGGCUCUAGAUCCAGAGUGAUCACUCUCUGCAAUUACCUUGAUGAAAACAGUACAUACCACUGGAAAUACGUCAUCAUGGACUGCGUUGCGCCAACUACUACUCUACACACUACAACUACAACUACGACAGUGGCAUCAGCCACCCGACAAAGAUGCCCCAUCGAGACGUCCAAUGCGACGUGGAGCGAAUACCGGUUUCAGUGUUGGUGCGGACGUCAGUACACCGUGGAGGACCUGGAGUCUGAGAGUGAGGAGUCGAUGGAGAGGAUACGGAAUUACCUCACUGUCGACAAGACGAACCUCACGAGACACAGACGGCUCUUCUACAGCAUGCCCGACUACAGACACUCGUCUAUGGUGAUGGGCACGUCGUCCAUCAUCAUCAACUGCGUCGUCUUGACGUUCAUGACCUUGGCCGACCUCUCACGAUUUGUGGGCUGGAUCUAUCAGAGAGUUAGUAAGACCAAGGAUUAAAGUUGACACCUCACAUUUGUUGGGCUGGGUCUAUGAGAGUUCACAAGACCAAGGAUUAAAGUUGAUAUCUCACGUUUGUUGGGCUGGGUCUAUGGGGAAGUUAGUAAGACCAAGGAUUAAAGUUGAUAUCUCACGUUUGUUGGGCUGGGUCUAUGGGGAAGUUAGUAAGACCAAGGAUUAAAGUUGAUAUAUCAGGUUUGUUGGGCUGGGUGUAUGGGGAAGUUAGUGAGACCACGUAUUAAAGUUGAUAUCUUACAGUUGUUGGGCUGGGGAUGUUGGAAUUAAAUGUUGAUAUAUCACGUUUGUUGGACA